Molecule: messenger RNA, 1241 nt
Organism: Paramecium octaurelia
Lineage: Eukaryota; Ciliophora; Oligohymenophorea; Peniculida; Parameciidae
Source: the annotation of a GenBank genome assembly
AUGGAAUAAGAGCCUCUGAUUCACAAAGACAUUGUUUACCUAAGACAUAAUGAAACCAAUGGCUAUCUGACAGACACUGGAGUUUCCUAUUAGAAUGGGUAUGGCUAAUUUAUGGAAUGAUUAGCUACAUAUUGGGCACCAAAAAGGAACAAGAUCAAAAUUCUGUAUGGAUCAUAGAAAAGUACAGUCCUCCUGUUCAAGGCCUCAAAAAGCCCAAUUACACAAAGGUGGAAAUAUGGCCUUGUGAUAUGGUGGUUAUCAGGAAUGGCAAAACUGGGAAUGUAAUCACUUGGUAUCUAAGACAUCAAAUUUUAGUAACAUAGGAAACAAAUCACUAGUUACGAAAUAAGGAGAGAUGAUCGUCGCCAAUCAAUAUGAGGGGACAGGGGAAUAAUAAUUUCUAUUGAUAUUCGAUAAAUUUGAUGAAAUAAAUCUAAAUAGAGUCAGACUUGUCAAUGUCCUCGAUGAGAAUCAUGCCUUGCAUUCUCACAAUAGGUAAUACAAGAAUCCCAAAGAUGUCAAUGAAGUCACGGGCUUUACAGGCGUAGACCAAAAUGACUAUUGGUCAAUCAUACCUGUAUUUUAAUCAAGUGAUUGUAGGUGUCUAGGAAUGUUCGGUAGUCCAUCUUCAUAAAGGAACAACAAGAUGUCGAUAAACCAGUGAGACCAAGAUGUUACAAAUACAUUCACAAUAUGGAUAAGUUAGUUAUUAGAAAUUGCUUCACUGGAGGAUCCUUACAUUCUCAUACUAGUACAUAUACACAUGGAAAUAAACAACAGGAAAUAACUUGGAGAUACUCCAUUAGGAGAGAUCAAAAUGAUUGGUGGGUGAUUGAAUUGGCCAAUGGAAAUUCAGACAUCACCAGUCAAAUUCAGGAUAAAUCUCUUUUGUUUUUGACUCACACUGGAACAGGAAAGAGAUUGAUGCAUAUCAAUGGUGCUAGAAAUAAAAAGAAAGAUUAUCUUGAAGUCAAUUGCGGAGUCUAAGAAGAAGCUGAAUUCCAAAUUGAAGGUAUUUAAAUGACAAUCCAUUUUCAGGAGUCGACAUGGGCAUCCCUGAAUUGAACACUCUUCUUCUUGAGUAUCCCUUUAGACUCAAACAUGUCAAAACCUCCUAGUACUUGGCUGCUUUGAGUAGGCCAUCCAGUAAAACCACUUUUCAAGGGGAAGUUGUGUUGGUAGGAGGAAAAGAACAGAAUACAAUUUGGAUGGUUGAAACUGUAGAUUCCUUAUUUGAUUGA